UAGCCGAUGGACUCUCGUAUGUUUACACGUGAGAUCUGAGCAGAGCUGCAGUUUCUUAAGUCAAGUGUUUAAAUCUCACAUGCUGUUGUUCGUCCAGACUUCGGUUUAAAAUGGGAAAACUAAGGAAGAAACACAACUGGAAGGGGAGACAACAAAGUGAUGCUCAACAACCAGCCAGUGAAGAGAAGACAGAGAUUGUGGUGGAGCUACAAGAUGCGGACAGACUGAAAGGUGUGGACGAGAGCAAUGCUUUGGUCCUUCCAGCCAACAAAGCCAAGAAGAAGAAAUCCUCGCUGACGCCAGUUUCCAGCAAAAAGCCGCUCACCAAGAAGCAGAGAAAAGAGCUGCAGAAGGUCCUGGAGCGCAAAGAGAAGAAAUCUCAGAGAGCAGACAUCCUGACCAAACUGGCCGCGGUGCAACUUCCAGAAUCUGAGCUGAAGCUGCUCUACACGACAUCCAAACUGGGAACAGGAGACAAGCUUUACCAGAGCAAACAGUCAUCAGAGGAAGCAAAAGAUGGAGACUCAGGUCCAAACAUCAGCAGCCUCAGUGGAGCGAACAGGAAGAGAAAAUGGAAAGAAGAGGAGGAGGACGAUGAAGACGAGCAAAAGGCUGAAGACAGCAGUGAUCUGGACACAUCGUCUGAUGAAGAAGAGGAAGACAAUGUGAAUAAUACUGCAGAGAUAAGUGAACCUAAAGAAAUGGAGACCAAAGAGGAGGUGAAGGAAGAGCAGAAAGCUGCACAGCAAGAUGAACAGAAAGAGAAGAAGGUUUUAGAUCAGACAGAAGUCCCAAACAAGAAGCCAUCGCAGCCGGCUGUCUUCAUUCCUGUCGACAGAUCACCAGAAAUACAGGAGGCUCGUCUGAAGCUGCCGGUGUUGGCGGAGGAGCAGGUCAUCAUGGAGGCAGUGAGAGAAAACCCCUGUGUCGUCAUCUGUGGAGAGACGGGAAGUGGAAAGACCACCCAAGUGCCUCAGUUCCUGUAUGAAGCCGGAUAUGCCAGUGACGGUCAGAUCGUUGGCAUCACAGAGCCGAGGAGGGUGGCGGCCGUCAGCAUGUCCCACAGAGUGGCCAAAGAGAUGAACCUGCCCACACAGGUGGUGUCGUACCAGAUCCGAUACGAAGGAAACGUGACGAGCGACACGAAGAUCAAGUUCAUGACGGACGGUGUUCUGCUGAAGGAGAUUCAGAAGGACUUCCUGCUGACCAGAUACAGCGUGAUCAUCAUCGAUGAAGCGCAUGAACGGAGCGUCUACACAGACAUCCUCAUCGGACUGUUGUCUCGUAUCGUCCCGCUCAGAAACAAGAAAGGCAUGCCCAUGAGGCUGCUGAUCAUGUCGGCUACUCUGCGGGUCGAGGACUUCACAGACAACCAGAGGCUGUUCAGGAAGCCUCCACCAGUCAUCAAGGUGGACUCUCGGCAGUUCCCCGUCACCAUCCAUUUCAACAAGCGCACCCCGCUGGACGAUUACACCGGAGAGGCCUUUCACAAGACCUGCAAAAUCCACCGGAUGCUGCCUCCAGGUGGUAUCCUGGUGUUUCUGACCGGUCAGGCUGAGGUUCACAAUCUCUGCAGGCGACUGAGAAACGCUUUCCCCUUCAGGAAGAGUAACACGACCAGUGCUGAAGAUGAGGAAGGAGACACGUCAGAGGCGAUGAGGAAGUUCAAGAAGGCCAAACAGAAGAAGAAGACGGUCUCUCUGCCCAGAAUCGACCUGGAUAACUACUCUGCUCUGCCGGUGGAUGAAGGUGAUGAAGACAGAGAGGCCGGGAUCGGAGACGAGGAGGACGGCGGCUCGGACCUCGACAUCGGAGACGAUCCCGAUGAUUCAGAGGAGAAGGCUGACCCGUCCAUCCCUCUCUACGUCCUGCCGCUGUACUCUCUGUUGGCUCCUGAGCAGCAGGCUAAGGUGUUCAGGCCGCCUCCACCUGGCACUCGUCUGUGUGUCGUAGCCACCAAUGUGGCCGAGACGUCUCUGACCAUCCCCGGCAUCAAGUACGUGGUCGACUGCGGUCGAGUCAAGAAGCGUUUCUACGACCGAGUGACCGGAGUGUCGUCCUUCAAGGUCACGUGGACCUCACAGGCCUCAGCCAAUCAGAGGGCGGGUAGAGCUGGACGAACAGAGCCGGGACACUGCUACAGGUUGUACUCUUCUGCAGUGUUUGGAGACUUCAGUUUGUUCUCGGAGGCAGAAAUCACUCGCCGGCCCGUGGAAGACCUGGUUCUACAGAUGAAAGACCUCAACAUAGACAAAGUGGUGAAUUUCCCCUUCCCCACGCCUCCCUCUACUGAGGCUCUGGUUGCAGCAGAGCAGUUACUGGUGUCACUGGGAGCUCUGGAAGAGCCGCCUCGCACUGGAAGGGUGAAACAGAUGCAGCAUGCGAUGCUGAGUUGCCCCAUCACCCCCGUGGGCAGAGCGAUGGCCUCUUUCCCUGUGACGCCCCGUUACGCUAAAAUGUUAGCGCUCGGGAAGCAGCAGGAUUGUCUGCCGUACGUGAUUGCUAUCGUAGCAGCCAUGACAGUCCGGGAGAUUUUUGAAGACCUCGACAGACCUGCACGUAGUGAAGAUGAGAGCUCCAAGCUCACCCAGCGUCGAGCUCGGCUGACCCAGAUGAGGCGGCUGUGGGCUGGACAAGGAGCUGCACUCCAGCUGGGGGACCUUAUGGUCAUGCUGGGUGCUGUUGGUGCUUGUGAAUUUGCUGGCUGUACUCCCAAAUUCUGUGAAGAUAAUGGACUGAGAUACAAAGCCAUGAUGGAGAUCAGGAAGCUCAGAGGACAGCUUACUAAUGCAGUGAACGCAGUGUGUCCAGAGGUGGGAGUGUUUGUGGAUCCCAAGAUGACUCCACCAACGGGGCACCAGGUGGUUUGCUUGCGGCAGAUCGUUCUGGCCGGACUGGGAGACCACCUUGCGAGACGCGUGCAGGCAGAAGAUUUACUGGAUCCAAAAUGGACGAAUGGAUACAAGACGCCUCUUAUGGACGACCCAGUGUUCAUCCAUCCUAAUUCUGCGCUGUUCAAAACGCUGCCAGAGUUUGUCGUCUACCAGGAGGUGAUGGAGACCACCAAGAUGUACAUGAGAGGUGUUUCAGCAGUAGAAGCAGAGUGGGUUCCUCAGCUUCUGCCUCAGUACUGUCACUUUGACUCUCCUGAGGAGUCGCCGUCACCGUGGUUCUGCUCCUCCACCGGCACCAUCAGAUGUCACCGCAAAAGCACCUUCUUCCGUGUGGCUUGGCAGCUGCCUGCAAUGGAGAUGGAGUAUCCGGACGGACUGGAGCGCUUCAAGCUGUUCGCCAGGUUUCUUCUUGAGGGACAGGUUUGUCCUAAACUACAGAAACACAGAGACCACCUUCUGUCAAACCCCUCCAUCAUGCUGAAAACAUGGGCAAAGUUGCAGCCCAGAACGGAGGCUUUACUGGGACCACUGGUGUCACAGAGAGUCGACAACAGAGACGCUCUCAUGUCUGCCUGGAAGACUGACGAUAAAUUUUUGUUGUCUGCGUACUGCCAGUGGUUGCCCGAAUCCACGCACCAAGAUGUGGCCAAAAGCUGGCCUCCGAUAUAAAGACCUGCAGCUGAAAAGCAGAGAUAAUGGACAUUUGAGUAAAGACUUAACGUUGAGUUCCAUCUCAGCCAACGUCUACGUCUUCACCGUUGGAAGAGCCUCUUGAGACUCUGCUGGGUUUUCUUGUUUUAUCAAAGUGCAACUACAAUCCCCUCAACACUGCCAUUUCUCAGUUUUGUAUUUUAUACACUGUACCUGUGAAUUGUAAAGUUAUUUUCAGGCAGAAAAUAUUUCAAACAAGCUUCGUAAUGACUUUUAACUUGUUAUUGACAUGCUGCUGUCUUUUCUGUAUGUCUGAUUUGGUCUUCAUAAGACUUGUAAAAGAUGUGACCAUGAAAAAGG
Molecule: messenger RNA, 3905 nt
Organism: Stegastes partitus (bicolor damselfish)
Lineage: Eukaryota; Metazoa; Chordata; Actinopteri; Pomacentridae
Gene: dhx37
Product: DEAH (Asp-Glu-Ala-His) box polypeptide 37
Exons: 27
Coding region: 111-3563 (1150 amino acids)
Biological process (GO): maturation of SSU-rRNA from tricistronic rRNA transcript (SSU-rRNA, 5.8S rRNA, LSU-rRNA)
Cellular component (GO): intracellular anatomical structure; nucleolus
Molecular function (GO): ATP hydrolysis activity; helicase activity; RNA binding
Source: RefSeq, a predicted model, not a curated record